GGAUAGGAUGGUGGAGGGGAUUUUGCAAUAAUAAUGAAUAAGACUACUAAAGACGUGAUACCUAGAGGAACUUGCAGCAAUCCGUAACCGGACAUUAUGUGUGUGUAUGUGUCAUGGAGUAGAUUCAAUUGUCCUCUAUCCAUCUAAAUGCUAUUGUUUGUUUGUUUCAUUGUCAUUAUCAUCAAUAGACUUGAUUGAUCGAGAGUGGCCAGCCCGGAUUCUCAUCCAGGACCACUCGUUUCCAAGACAUGUCGUACUGUCGCGCACGCGUCUUCCUUAUAACUGUCCAUCACCACCGCCCUCUGCGAGUGGUCAACGAACCCCUUCCUUCCCCCUUUCCAUGCUGGCCGUUUUUCCAGAUCAGAAGAAACGUGCAGUGGGAUUCUCGUAUGCAACGAAAUCGUGCAGUCACGACUCGGUCGUGACCGCGGGGCCGCGGAUUCGGCGUCGUGUGGUGGUGCGUCAGGAAACCAGCCUGACGCCCGGUGUUAUCGCAAAUAGAUGCAUGGUCGCAAAGAAUAGCAGGCAGGCACGUGUGCUUUUGCUUUCCCCCCACUCUCUUUCUUCUCUUCCGUGAUUCA
Molecule: messenger RNA, 581 nt
Organism: Amorphotheca resinae ATCC 22711
Lineage: Eukaryota; Fungi; Ascomycota; Leotiomycetes; Helotiales; Amorphothecaceae
Exons: 1
Coding region: 107-577 (156 amino acids)
Source: RefSeq, a predicted model, not a curated record